AUGGCCGCCUUCUCCGCCGCCCGCAGCGCCGCCGACCUCAAGGAGACCUUCGCCGCCUGGAUGACGGAGCAGCACUGGGAGGACAUGAAGCAGCUCUUCGAGUCCUGGGUCCGCUCCCUCGACGCCGCCACCGGCAAGCCCAACCGCCCCGACGUCGACCUCUUCAACCACUACCUCCGCGCCAACCUCAUGUCCGGCGCCCUGCCGCACGAGAUGCUCGAUCUCGCCGACCAGAUGCGCGAGUUCGACCUCGCGCCCAACACCGCCUCCUACAACCUCGUCCUCAAGACCAUGGUCAAGGCCCGCGAGGUCGAAGGGGCCGAGAAAAUCGUCGAACGGAUGCUGCAAACAGGAAUUGUGCCAGAUGAUGAAUCCUACAAUUUGGUUGUAGAUCUGCUUCUUAGACACAACCGUGCUGACUCAGCCUUCAAAUAUUUGGAAUUGAUGCUUAAAUCAGGCUACGCGAUAUCUUCACCUGUAUUUGCUGAGUAUGUCCGAGUAUGUGUUAAAUCUGGGAGUUUGGACACAUUGGCAUCAAUCAUAGAGAAGUGCAAGGCAACAGAGAAGAACAAAGUCUUGAUUCCACAAUGGGCCUGGUGCAUUGACAUAGCAGAAGCUGCUUUUGAAGCUAACAAUAGCAAGCUAGCCAUGUUUGGUUUGGAAUUUCUUGCGAGAUGGAUUGCACAUGGCGAGGGUUCUAAACCCCCUAUUCACCGUUCAGUCGAUGAAGGUUUAGUACUCUCAGCUUUCAGUGCUGCUGGUAGAACCUGCAGCAGUGACCUCUUGAACGCUGCUUGGUCAAUAUUACGCAAGUCCUUGCGCCAGAAAAGGGCACCCACGCCAGAGACUUAUCUUGCGAAGAUUUAUGCUCAUUCAUCAAUUGGUCAACUCCAACGAGCUUUUGGGACUCUUCGUGAAUUUGAAAAUGCCUAUAGGAACUUUGAGGGUAUCGAUAAAGAGCUCUUCUCACCAUUUACUUCAUUGCAACCACUUGUUGUUGCUUGCUGCAAGGAUGGCUUCACCACAUUGGACUCGGUUUAUGUUCAGUUAGAGAAUCUGAGUUCUGCGGAUCCACCAUACAAAUCUGUUGCUGCUCUUAACUGUGUUAUACUAGGCUGUGCAAAUAUUUGGGACAUUGAGCGAGCAUACGAAACUUUUGAGGCAAUGAAAGAAAAGUUUGGACUUACGCCUGACAUACAUUCAUACAAUGCCCUGUUGCAUGCAUUCGGGAAGCUAAAGAAGACAGAGGAAGCUAGUAAUGUGUUCCAGCAUUUAGUAAGCCUUGAGGAUGUUAAGCCAAAUGCAACAACAUACUCCCUGCUUGUCGAUGCGCAUCUUGUCAACCGAGAUCCAAAAGCUGCUCUUGCUGUUCUUGACGAAAUGGUUGAUGUGGGCUUCACUCCUACAAAGGAGACUCUUAAGAAGGUCCGAAGACGCUGCUCCCGUGAAUCAGACUUUGAUAGCGACGAGAAACUGCAGUCCCUGUGCAAACGGUUGAACUUGCGGAUGGGCGGUGAGACCCGUAGGGAGUUGCUGUAUAACAUCGAAUACAGUGCCGAGUACUGA
Molecule: messenger RNA, 1566 nt
Organism: Triticum turgidum subsp. durum (durum wheat)
Lineage: Eukaryota; Viridiplantae; Streptophyta; Magnoliopsida; Poales; Poaceae
Source: the annotation of a GenBank genome assembly